Menidia menidia (Atlantic silverside) is the source of this 1515-nucleotide messenger RNA. The record is from the annotation of a GenBank genome assembly. NCBI's taxonomy places the organism in Eukaryota, Metazoa, Chordata, Actinopteri, Atheriniformes, Atherinopsidae.
GAACUCUCCAUGGAGUCAGGUAUCGACCCAGGCCAAGACUACUACACACAAGACUACUAUAAUUAUGACCAAGGAUACGACUUCCCUCAGUAUGGCAGUCGGAGGAGGUUGAUACCUCCCAUGUAUGAUGAAUAUGGAGAGGUGAUCAUGGAGGAUGAUGGGUAUUACUACAGUCCACAUGGACCUGAGCCUGGGAGAAAGAAGAGAAUUAAACUAGUGGUAGAUCGGGAGAAUGAGACCAGUUCCACAGGAGAGGAGAGCACGACGGAGAGCCAGCGGAGCAGACUUCCCAACAGCCACAUCAACGGGAACAUUUACCUCGCACAGAAUGGCACCAUUGUCCGCACUAGGCGGCCUCCACAUCUAAACAACCUAAAGAUGGGUUCUCCCUGCCGUCUGAGUAAGCAUUUCAAACAGCUUGAUAAAUUGGGUGUCACUCAUGAAGAGCCAAACUCUGUUGUUAGCUUGGAGGGUUCUGAAAACGACGCAGAGAAUGACAUAGGUAAGUGUGUUUCCUCUAACAAGGAUGUAAACCUUAACACUCUGGCAAAUUGUGGCUCUUUGGGGUCCACUAUCGCAGAUCUAAAAAGUUUAGGCUCUAAAACCAAUAUUGGCCAGACUAUGAUUGACAGAGGCAGCCCGUGCAUCAACAAACAAGAGACUUCUGUUGACAACCAUAAGAACAGCAGAGAAACAUUGGAGUUACACAGUGAUCACACACUGUCAGAUGAGGAGGAACUGUGGAUGGGACCAUGGAACAGCCUACACAUACCAAUGACAAAACUCUGACUGGCCACGCACAAAAUUUCAUUUCAUUUAGUCAUUCAACCUUUUUAUUUGAUCAGAGUUUAGUUUUUUUGUUUAGUUUUUUGUUGCUAAGAAAAUGAUCAAAUGUGUGCCUCAGCUGGAAAAGCUCCAAUCUCUGACAAAAGAAAUAUAGAAUUUUAUGUGAACCAAGCGUAACUAUAAUUUUAGUUUUUAUAUCGAAUGCAAAAGAUGGUCAUUUUUUAACAGAGGGAAUUCUUGCUCUCCUUUGUUUCUCUUGAUUCUUGUUGUUUUAAUCCUUAAACGGAUCAUAUCCCUGCCUCGAUAAAGAUAUUUACAGAGAAAUCAUGGUGAUCAGAUAAAGAACUUGUGAUUAUACAUUAUGAAAAAGAAACUUAUUUUGCUAAUAGUGCUUUACUCGCAAAUGAAGCAGAUUGUCAUUGAUUAUUUUAUGUUGUGGUUACUUGGAAACAUUUUUGAAAAUUUCUGAAAAAUAUGAAAUUAUUUUUGUCUAUUUUGUAUCUAACAGAGAUGGAGAGUCUAACAUGUGACAUUAAAUAUAUUCUAUCCACAUGAUUAUCGCUGCUGAAUUUCAACAGUGAAGACUGACAUCGUAGUGUUUUUAUAUGGACAUUUGUACCCACAGAAUAUGAUAUUUUCAAUCCCUUUACACAAUGCAGAUUCACUUUGUCCAUGUCAUGAUUAUGGAAGGAAUACCAAAAACGGUAUCACAUUAAAAAAUAAAUCUCU